AUGAUCUUCUCGAGGAUAUUCCUUCUUCUGGGACUCUGUGCAGCUGCAGCCAUCGCUGCCCCGGCAGCUUCCUCCAGUUCUCCUCAAUGCAUUGACGAGUCGGGCAAGGCCGUUGACUGGUACAUCGUCUACAAGUUUCCCUACCUGUCGCACCUGCACCAGAAGCUCUUCGGCGGCUACCGCUACGCCGUUCUGACCUCUGCAGCCAACGACGGCUGGCACCUUUCGGCGAACAACAUCACCGACCACCAGAAUUCGAUCUUCGCAAAGACGCUGGCUCCGGUGUACGGCUCCUCCUCGAAACUUUCCACCGUCUUCUACAACGACCAGCCUCCGGGACCGGAAAGCGUCCCCAGUAGCUACGCCCACUCAAAGGGAGUCGUUGUCGGCGAUGAGAAGCAUGGCUUCUGGCUGAUUCACACCGUGCCGCACUUUGCCCCUUCUGAGGGAUCGUUCAACUACGUCGCCUCUGGUGGCCGCUACGGUCAGGUGGCUCUCUGCAUCUCACUCGCUUCUGCCGAGCUGGAGAAGGUGAUCAGCCACAACUUUCUCGUCUCACAGCCAUACGUCUACCACAGCCAUGUGGCCUCCUCUGAUUCGAGCCCGCUGGGCAAGGCGGUGAAGAAGUUGGCCGCCAAAGAGUGGACCUCAACCAAGUCCUUCUCGCAGACGAACCUGACCAGUCUGGCCGGACGCGCCUUCACCUCCUUCUACAAGAGCCCCGGCGACCACGUCGACCUGUACGCAGGCAUCGUCGCCCCCGCCUUCAAGGCGCCGCUUCUGGUGGAGACCUGGCGAAAGAACCCCGGCACUCCGCUCGACUCCGAGUGUUCCCACCCGAAGACCAAGGUGGAGAACGUCCACCAGAUCAAGCUGUCCUUUGUCAACUCCGAUGAGACGGGCCACUUCGAGUACACCGACGACCACUCAAAGUGGGCCAUCAGCAGCAAUGGAGGCGGCAGUGACAGCCACGUCUGCAUCGGCGACAUCAACCGCAUGCAGUCGCAGUACAAGCGCGGCGGCGGCACCACCUGCCUCUCGGUGCCCUCCGUCUGGAAGGCCUUCAACUCCUUUGUCGGCGAGGUGGACAAGUGCCACUAA
Molecule: messenger RNA, 1101 nt
Organism: Rhagoletis zephyria (snowberry fruit fly)
Lineage: Eukaryota; Metazoa; Arthropoda; Insecta; Diptera; Tephritidae
Source: RefSeq, a predicted model, not a curated record